AUGGAGAAGAGAGUGUGUGUGAUCCAGACUGACUUCCACCAGUACAGACCCACCAUCGUUCUGCACAGCAGACCCCUGGCACAUGUCGAGUCUCUGUCGCUGCAGCAGCACAUUCACACACAGGCGGCAGGGAUGAGGGAGAGAGAGGAGCUGAGGAGAGCCCUAGAGCAGAGUGAGCGCCUCCUCUCCAAGGUGAGCGAGCUGGAGGAGCAGAACACUGAGCUCGACAAGGAAAGGAAUGAGGUGGCCACUAGAUACCGAGCUGAACAGGAGAGCGCUCAGGCGUCCGAGCAGCGCUGUGUCCAACUGGAGAAGGUCCAGUGUGAGCUGGAGCUGCAGCUGUCGGGUCUUACAGACCGACUGGAAGAGGAAGAGGCCUGCUCAGCCCAGCUGAACCUCCACAGGGACAGGCUGGAGGCCGAGUGCAGCAUCCUCAGACGAGACCUGGAUGAACUGGAGAGCGCCCUGACUGCGACUGAGCAGAGUAAACAGUCAUCAGACAGUGAGCUGAGGAGGCUGUCAGAGCAGCUUUCUCAGAAGGACGAGGCGGUGCAGAGGCUCCAGAAGGAGAAAGAACAUCUGGUGGAGCUCAGCCAGCAGGCCAUCGAGGACCUACAGAGCGAAGAGGAGAAAGUGAACUUCCUGACCAAAGAGAGAACCAAGCUCCAGAUGCAAGCUGAGAAUUUGGAGUAUCAGCUGGAGCAGGAGCACCAUCAGCUCGGUGAGCUGGAGAAGAGCAGGAGAAAGCUAGAGGGGGACAGCCGAUCCACUCAGGAUAGUCUGGGAGAGAUGGAGAAGAUGAGGAGCGGUCUGGAAGACCUCAUCAAAAGGAAGGAUCUGGAGCUCUGCAGUACCAGCUCCAAACUGGAAGCAGAGGAGGCCCUCAACAGCGGACUGCAGAGAAAGAGCAAAGAGCAACAGGGAUUCAGCAAAGCCCUCUCAGUCAAACACCUGAACAUCCUCUUCGCUGACCUGUGCUCACUUUACUGUCACAGGACGUCAACUUCUGUUUUCUCCGGUGGGAUUUCGUCGCCCGAUCGCCGCCAUCUUUCUUUUCCUCCAGCAGAGUUCCAGAGGCUCAUGGCUGUUCCCCUGGAGGAGAAAUUCAUGGCCCAGUUAGAUAUGCACUCCAGUGAGCUGAUCAGAGUCAUCCGUUCCAAAGGAGGAGCAACACGCCAGAAGAUUGCUGGCAUCAUGCAGACUUUGGACCAGGCCCGCAUUGAGGAGCUGGAGGAGGAGCUGGAGGCAGAGCGCGCCAUGAGAGCCAAGGUGGAGAAGCAAAGAGCAGAUCUCACCAGAGAACUGGACGAUCUCACUGACCGGCUGGAGGAAGCAGGAGGGGUCACAGCCUCUCAGAUGGACGUAAACAAGAAGCGUGAGGCUGAGCUGCAGCGUCUGAGGAGAGACCUGGAGGAGUCUUCUGUCCAGUCCGAAGCUCUGGCUAUGUCUCUGAGGAAGCGGCACGGCGACGCCAUGGCCGAGCUGAGCGAGCAGUGCGAGGCUCUGCAGCGGGCCAGAGCCAAGCUGGAGAAGGAGAAGCAGAACCUGAGGAUGGAGGUGGAUGAGCUGGUUGCAUCGCUGGACAAUCUCCAGAAAGCCAAGAUGUCCUCGGACUGCCAGAUGAAGAAACUGGAGGAGCAGCUGUCUGAGUCUAACAGGAGAGGAGACGACCUGCAGAGGGCGCUCACUGAGCUCAAUGUGGCCAAGAACAGACUCUCAGCCGACAACACAGACAUGAGUCGACAGAUGGAGGAGGCAGAGAGCAGAGCCAGUCAGCUGGCCCGCUCCAAAUCCCUGUUCCAAACCCAAGUGGAGGAGCUGAAGAAACAAUUGGACGAGGAAGUCAAGUGUAAGCAGGCGGUCAGCAGCAGCCUGGGCUCGGUGCGGCAGGAGUGCGAGGUUCUGAAGGAGCAGCUGGAGGAGGAGCAGGAGAGCAAACAGGAACUGCAGCGCCUCGUCUCCAAACUCAAUAGUGAGGUGACGCACUGGAGGACCAAGCACGAGUCUGACAGCAUCCUGCACGCAGACGAGCUGGAGGAAUCCAAGAAGAAGCUGGCAACCAGGCUGCAGGAGGCUGAGGAGGCCGUGGAAGCCACGCAGGCCAAAUGCUCCUCGCUGGAGAAAACUAAACAGAGGCUGCAGGGGGAGGUGGAGGAUCUCUGCAUGGACCUGGAGAAGGUCGGCAGCUGCGGCCAGGCUCUGGAUAAGAAGCAGCGGUUCCUGGAGAAGCAGCUCGGAGACUGGAAGCAGAAGUGUGAGGAGCUGGUGGCCGAGGUGGAGGGCUGCCAGAAGGAGUGCCGGCAACACGCCAGCGAGCUCUUCAAACUCAAGACGGUACAUGAAGAGUCUCUGGAGCAGCUGGAGGCUCUGCGCAGGGAGAACAAGGCCUACCAGGAGGAGAUAGCUGAUCUCACAGACCAGCUCUCAGACGGAGGGAAGAGCGUCCACGAGCUUCAGAAGGCAAAGAAGAAGAUUGAGAUGGAGAAGGAAGAGUUACAGGCCUCGCUGGAGGAAUCUGAGGCAGCCUUGGAGGCCGAGGAGACCAAGGUGCUGAGGCUGCAGCUGGAGUUGUCUCAGGCUAAAGGAGACCUGGAGCGCAGACUGCAGGAGAAGGAAGAAGAGACCGAGGCUGCCAGAAAAGUCCACCAGAGGGCGCUCGAUUCCCUGCAGACCAGUCUGGACGUGGAGGUGAAAGGCAAAGCAGAGGGACUGAAGCUGAAGAAAAAACUGGAGGCCGACAUCAACGAGCUGGAGCUGCAGGGGGACCUGCUCACCAAGAACAACACAGAGCUCGGCAAGAACAGCAAGAAGCUACAGCAGCAGAUCAAAGAGCUGCAGGCUCAGCUGGAGGAGGAGGCGCGGAGCCACGAGGAGCACAGGGAGGAGCAGGCAGCCCUGGAGCGACGCUGUGGUCUGUUGGUUGGCGAGGGGGAGGAGACACGUACAGCCCUGGAGUGCGCGGAGAGGGCACGCAAGGCCCUGGAGACAGAGCUGCAUGAAGCCAGCGAGAAAUACGGUGACCUCAACAACCAGUUUCAGUCGGCUCUGAGUGGGCGGAGGAAGCUGGAGGUGGACCUGCAGACUCUGCAGCAGGAGCAUGAGGAGCUACAGGGAGAGAUGAGGGGAUUCACAGACAAGGCCAAGAAGACCAGCUGUGAGUUGGCACGAGUGGGGGAGGAGCUGCGUCUGGAGCAGGAGCACACGCUGCACCUGGAGAGAGUGAAGAAAGGACUGGAGGCCCAGAUCAAAGACAUGAGCAGCAGACUGGAAGAGGCCGAGCAGAUGGCUCUGAAGGGAGGGAAGAAGAUUAUUCAGAAGUUGGAGGGAAAGGUGAAGGAGAUGGAGCUGGAGCUGGACUCGGAGCAGAAGCGGCACGCUGAGACGGUGAAGACGCUGCGGAAGAACGAGCGCCGGCUGAAGGAGCUGCUGUUCCAGUCGGAGGAGGACCAGAAGAACCAGCAGAGGAUGCAGGAGCUGGUUGAGCGGCUGCAGAACAAGAUGAGGGCCUACAAGAGACAAGUGGAGGAGGCCGAGGAACAAGCGAACAUGAACCUGGUGAAGUACAGGAAGACCGUCAACGAGCUGGAUGAUGCUGAGGAGCGCGCUGAUAUCGCUGAGUCGGCUCUCACCAAGAUCCGGACCAAGAACAGAGGCAGCUUUGGCAAAGGAUAUUCCUCUGGUUACAGCACGCCGUACCCUGGCCGGGUCAGGUCGCCCAGCUCUGUGGGCUCCGAGGGCCGAGGGGAGAAGAUCCUCAACGACGACAACGAAUCCGUCAGCUCCCUCAUCCCGGCCUAUCUCAACUCCCUCAAGAAGCUCAUGAUCGAUUAG
Limanda limanda (common dab) is the source of this 3831-nucleotide messenger RNA. RefSeq lists its product as uncharacterized. Lineage: Eukaryota; Metazoa; Chordata; Actinopteri; Pleuronectiformes; Pleuronectidae. The transcript has 27 exons. Gene Ontology annotation, cellular component: myosin complex. The record is from RefSeq and is a predicted model, not a curated record. The coding region runs from base 1 to 3831 and encodes 1276 amino acids.